AUUAGGACAGCAGCACAGUUUUCUGUCCCAACUGCCCGGCUGGCUGGCUGGCUGCGUGUGCGUCUACAGCCCCCCUCUCCCCCGGCUCUCACAUGCACACAGCACACACGCACUCCCUCGCAUCUAUACACACUCGCAGAGCCGAUCAGUGCAGCCGGCGCAGAGCCUGGUAAUUGUAUUGCUCCCUCCAAGUGGAAGGAAGGACUGAGAGAGAGAGAGUGAGAGUGAGAGAAAGUGGAAGAUCAGAGAAAGAAGAGGAGAAAGGGGAAACAUAUCAAAACUUUGAUAUUUUUUUUUUCAAACCUUUUUGCUGUUCUUCAGAGGAGGUUGAUGUGACGAUGACCCGGUAUCGCUGAUGGAGUCGGUAGGACACCCCUUAUCCGAGUGUUUUUUAAUGCACUCUGAACAAGAGUAGAAUGAACUUAUCGAAGGGGCCUUUGGUGAACAGCAGCAGCGAAGAAAACUCCAAGUCAACAUAUGUUAAAUGCGGCGCUGGCGCCUGGAGGAUGCACCAGAGCUACGAUUCACUAGAAGCCAACCACAUGAGAGACGCACAUGCCCUCUACAACCCCAGGCUUCUCUGCAGAAUGUCCAGUAAGGAGCGCCACCUAGAGUCGAAUUGUCCGUCCUCUUACAUAAAGACUGAACCAUCGAGUCCUGCCUCUCUGACUGACAGUCUAAACCAUCACUCCCCUGGUGGCUCCAGUGACGCCUCUGGCUCAUACUCGUCCACUAUGAACGGCCACCCCAAUGGCUUGGACUCCCCAAGCCUUUACGGUUCCAACGCAGGACCCCUGGGACCUGCUGGAGGCCCCGGAUCAAAACGUUACGAGGACUGUUCAUCAACUAUUGGGGAAGAUUCACAAAUUAAGUGCGAGUACAUGUUAAAUUCCAUGCCGAAGAGGUUGUGUCUGGUGUGUGGGGACAUCGCGUCAGGGUACCACUAUGGAGUCGCAUCGUGUGAGGCCUGCAAGGCUUUUUUCAAGCGCACCAUCCAAGGCAACAUUGAGUACAGCUGUCCCGCCACCAACGAGUGUGAGAUCACCAAGAGGAGACGCAAGUCGUGCCAGGCCUGCCGAUUUAUGAAGUGUCUGACUGUGGGCAUGCUGAGGGAGGGUAAGGGAAAAGGUGUUCGUCUGGACAGGGUUCGUGGUGGAAGACAGAAAUACAAACGCAGGAUAGAUGCAGACAACAGCCCGUACCUGAACCCACAGCUGGCUUUGCCCCCAAAAAAGCCAUUUGCCUUUGGCUGCCUUGCAGAUAACAAAAUCGUCUCUCACCUGCUGGUGGCUGAGCCAGAAAAGAUUUACGCCAUGCCUGACCCAACAGUACCAGACAGCGACAUCAAGGCCCUCACCACACUGUGUGAUCUGGCGGACAGAGAGCUGGUGGUCAACAUUGGUUGGGCCAAACACAUCCCAGGUUUCUCCACACUAUCUUUGGCAGACCAGAUGAGUCUACUGCAGAGUGCAUGGAUGGAGAUCCUGAUUUUGCGCGUUGUGUAUCGCUCACUCUCCUUUGAAGACAAACUGGUGUAUGCUGAGGACUACAUAAUGGAUGAGGACCAGUCCAAACUAGCUGGCCUUCUGGAGCUGAACAACGCUAUUCUUCAGCUGGUCAAGAAAUAUAAGUCUAUGAAGCUAGAGAAGGAAGAAUUUGUCACUCUCAAAGCCAUUGCUCUGGCUAACUCAGACUCCAUGCAUAUUGAGGAUGUAGAUGCAGUACAGAAGCUCCAAGAUGUGCUCCACGAGGCACUGCAGGACUAUGAGGCUUCCCAGCACCAGGAGGAUCCUCGCCGGGCUGGCAAGCUGCUUAUGACUCUCCCCUUACUCCGUCAGACCUCCACCAAGGCUGUGCAGCAUUUCUACAGCAUCAAGCAGGAUGGGAAGGUCCCAAUGCACAAACUCUUCUUGGAGCUGCUGGAAGCCAAGGUCUGAGGGCUGGGACUGGAUCGAAUGACAGAUAAACGCCAGUCUGAACGACUUAAGCUUCAUGUCAUGUCAAACUUUGAUUAACAACUUUAAAUGACCUCUUGUUCUUUUACAUGCAGACACUCCUAUACUUGCAUACACAGACGCAGAUAUGUUCUUAAGGGUCAUUGGCUGACCUAUCCCCUACAGAAUUGAUCAAAUCCUUAUACCUGAACCCUAAAGCACUAGUUGUUAAAUAAAGAGCUUUCGCUGGAAUCGGUUUUGAUGAAGACAGGGACAGGAGUACUCAACCCUUACCCAUGACCAAUGACAGAAGACUUGUCAGAACAGGUAUUUAAUGACAGCUAUUUGACAAUUACAACAGAAAUCCAGAUUUUGACAGAACACUUAUGUAUCUAGUUACAUUUAAAAUGUUAAUGAACGACAAUUGAGGACACAUUGCAAACAAUAAAACUCUCCAUAUUAGUUCUGAAAGACUCUAAGACUGUACCAACACUUUCUUUCCCCACUCCUAUUUGAUUUUAAAUUUUUUUUGUUUAAUUCAAGACGAACUGAGUGGGGAAAAAAAUCAACAUUUAGAAAAUAUCAUUAACAUUUGUUUUGAGUGUACAUGUACAGAGAAGUUUGGAUGGAUUAACUGGAAGAAAAGAAGAGGAGAUUUGCCCUGCCAAAGAAUGGAAACACCCAUUCAGAGGAUGCCAGCAAACCUCACAGUCAAAACCUCAAUCAGUUUCAGUUUUAGCUGGUUUCCAGCCCUGGACCUAAGAAGGAAUGGUUGUUCUCUGAUCUGUCAGUAAAUCUUACAGUCGUUGCUGGGUUAGAGCACCUAGGACCAGGAAAGGAAGUACCAACGUAACCAUUUUCCGGUUCCCUGGUUUCCCAUGACUCCCCUUUUUCAGUAACACCCGCAUAGUUGCUUCUGUUUCCUGAAGACGAUUGAUUCUGGUCAACCAAAAAUUGUCUGCUGUGUUUGUACUGUUGAUUAAGCUAAACAUUAUUUAAAAAAGAGCAGCUAGACAACACUUGUGUGUGCUGGUCUGUAAGACUGCGUUUCAGCCUAAACACUUGAGUUGUGUUGGUAUUCAAUAACAAUCAGAUUGGCAAAAAAAAGUCUGUCUUCCUAAAAAUCACCCUUUUUUAAAUAGUUCACACUGAUUUUGGAGUUAUAUACGCUGUCAUUCACUCCUCUUGUGUUUGGAUACGUGUUUAAAACAUUUUUACCUGUUUAACAGCCAGGGUUGCAGCUCUGCCCACAUACAAUAUUAGUUGCAGUUUCACGCUCUCAGUGUGCCAUUUGAAAUGAUCUGACACAACAUCGUCUUCCUCACUCCGAAGUCUCACCUCAGUACUACGCUCGUCACCCCAAAGUGUUCACAACUUCCAGCUCAUUUCUUGCGGCGGUGCAGAGAAUUUUGUUGUGACUCACUCAGGAAAUGUAGCAGGAGAUUCAGUCACUGGACAAGCUACAAAUCAGAAGGAAAGGUUUGCUGACUAAACUAACUUAAGAACAGCUAUUGUUGAUUUAAAAUUCCUUGUUUUUUUCUUUAUUUUCACUUAAGAAAAGAAUCAUAAUAAGAAUGCCAAUUUAAGUGUUGUAAAUAUUGUCAUCCUGUAUAUGACAUAUAACCCAGCUUUGGUUUAGAUUUUAAAAUUGUCUUCUUAAAAGUGAAUAAGUCGAUGUCUUUUCUUUUUUUCCUCCAUCAGCCUAACCACUUUCAACAUUAUCACACAUAUGUAGCAAAUAUCACAAGUAACCUAUUAACAAAUCAGUUUCCCUUAGAAACUCUGAGCAAUAGUGGUGUUCAAUGGAGGGAUUUAGGAAUUUGGACAGAGCCUGCAAUAUUAAGAUUUGUGCCAGUCAUAAAUUUGGAAAAAAGAUGUAUUCAAAGAUAAAAAUGCUGCUUUCUCUUUUUCUCUGUAUAACUUGUUAUAAGCUGUGGGAAGAAACUCAACACUGAAUUUGAUAAAGACUGUUAGUCACAGGCAAUGUGUAGCAGGAACUCCUGGACAAGGAGCUACUUUUCGUUUCAGGAUCAUUGAUUUUAAAGUCACAGCAUGCACUGUUCUUGUCAUGUUUGUGGAUGAAGUCAAUCAGAAUCAGCCAAGGCAGGUUGUUCGUAACCAAGAAAUACAUCCGGCUUACCCGAUUUGAACCCAUUUCUUUGGAGUCAGCUGAGAAACCUCAUUAUAUCAAAGCUUGUUUGGAAACAUAAUGGUGCAAAAACAAACCAUCACUUUGGUAUAACGGCAUAAUCAUGUACCCUAUCUUUAUGAUUACGUCGUUGGGGGGGGGGGGGUAUUGGCUUAAAGGGCUCUUGUGUGUUUUAAACCUUUAAGUUUAUCAUAUUAGAUGCUGCUAAAUAUCCUGCUCUGGUAGUCAUUUCAAUCUAAAUUGAAGCAUAGUUCAAUCAAUGUUGAAUAUGUUAAACUAUAGAAUUUCAAUGGGAACAUUACAUGAAACAAUGUUUUCUGAGGUUAACAAUAUGGUGAAAUGCAAUGGCAUUUUGGCGCUGGAAAGUAGCUUUCCUUAGCUUUAACUUUGAAUUGGAAACUAUAGUUUCUUUCUUGUAAUUGGCCAGUUAAAUAAAGAAAAAAAUCUAAAUCAUAAUACAUCAGAAAGGGUACAGAUGAAUGAAAAUAUGCCUACAGACAAAAGGGGAUCGAAGAGUUUAUCAAAUGCAUUUUUACUAAUAUUCAUUAACGUGCCUCCUGUCUGGCUAACUACCUAAUUAGCUUGUGACACGUCCUUUAAAUCUCCCUCUUUAGCUUGUGUAUACUGGACUGUUAAGGCCUUGCAGAAUAGUAGUUUAAGAUGUGAGUUUUAUCUAACUAAGCUACACUGUAGCUUUAAAUGGCUGAAAACAAAUUUAAAAAAUGUAUGACGGUAAUCCUGACAGUAUUUUGUUUACCGUAAAGAACAUGUCUUGUUUGAAUUCACACAGUUUCUCUAGAAGAAAGAAUUGGAAAGGCUAGGGUGAAAGACAGUUGGGAUUUAUUAUAAACCGAGAUGAAAAAAUAAAAAAAGUCUGUUAUAUCACAGUUGUACCAAGAUGCAUACGGUGUGGCUAACUGAUCACAGCUUUAACAGGUAGACAGUUGACAUUUACUUCAUUUUUUUUAUUUUAUUUUUUAACUAUAUGUAAUUCUUAAAGCCAAAUAAGAAUGCCAAAAUAUGUAUUGUAGAUGACACUGUAAUCUAAUGUAAAACAGCAACAUUUCAGAGCUGAGGAGCAGUUUAAGCGUAGUUGACCUCUAACAACACAUGUCCUGUAUCAACCAUCAGUAUUUUUAGUAAGGGGGCUUUCCUCUACCUUCUUUAACCCUGCUGUAUAUUGUAAAUUAUGCAGAUUAUAAUUCUUGCAUUAUACAUUUUAUAGUAAAGAAAAAUUCAGAAAAAAAUAUUUAAAAAAAAAACGUAGUUCAGCUUGUGUGUUUCAUGUUUGCUGUUUUUUCUGUCAAGAAAAAAAAGCUCUCUCUAUGAUUUAAUCAGUUUUCGUUGGUAAGACGUCUCUAAUUUCAUUCUUUCCUCCUGCGUUGAGUCUUCUUAAGACGGUGCUGUGUACUUUAUCUUGUGGUGAUUUGUGCCGUGUGCUUCUUCUUUAGACAACAGAGUAGAGUAGGGGCCAUGUUGUUUGUCUUUCUGUCAAUCAGUCCUUUGGGGUCUGGGCACUGGAGUUGCUCAUAAUGAACCAAACAUGACAUAAUGCUCUUUAACUAGGCUAACAGGAUCAAAUUACAGCAUUCAUCUCUGCCAAACUAUACAUAAUUAAAUAUCAAGUAUCUAAAUGAAGAAAUACCUUAACAAAUAUUUAAAAAACUGAUAAUUUGUGUAACAUUCCUGUAGAAUAAAAUAUACUGUAUAUCUUAGGAAAAUAAAGUUGAAAUGAAAUGACAUUUGAGUAAUUCAUAGGUGACACUUUUUUGAUAAACUCACUGUACAUAUCUACCCUCUGUAAAGCUCAGCUCAGUCAUUAUUUUUGCUGUUUCAAAAGAAGAAAAUAACAACAACAAAAAAAUCAGGAUGUUUUAUGUUUUGUUUGUUUUUUUCCUGAUGAAGAAACAUCCAUGACAUUGUGGAAACAUGGUACAGUCCAGUAAAAUUAAGCAGACAAAUCCAAAAAUACAUAAUUAAAACCACACCAUCACCCACAUUAUCAUAUGUUGUUUUAAGAGAGUAAAAUUUGCAAAACACAGACAAAAGAUUUGUAAGCAAAGUUAUAUAAUAAAAGAGUUGACUUUCCUGUUUUGGUUGUAAAUUCUAAUGCGCCUGACCACUGACCGGUUGUCAGGUAAAUUGUGUUAAAUACUGUCCACUGUACAUUAUUCCACACAGAGCUUUUGGAAGAAUGGUGCUCUCUUCUGACUGUUCUUUGUCUUUUGUUACUGUCUUUAUUUAUUUGUCAAUUGUCUAAGCAGCCCUGUGAACUCCUGACCUGUUCAACACACUGAAGGGUGUUUAAACGCUCUCCGAGAUGAUUAACGCUGAACUGAAUCUGUGUGCUUGUCACUGGAAAUGGUUUACACAGGUGACUCUUAUUCUGGCCAAGGCUGUUUGGGAUAACUGAAGAAAACUAUUCUCUGUACGCCGAUGCUUUGUCCAGGUCUUGAUCUAACUUAAAGCCACAAUUUGUGUGGAGGGAAGCAUUUUACCUAUUGCACUUUUUUUCUCAUUAGGAUUAUUCUGAAGACAAUGCAAGAUGAUGAAGCUAAAGUUGCACUUUUUUUUUGUUACGUUGUAGAGCCAAAUGGUAACAUCUCUGUUAUUAGGAUCCUGCAGUUAGGAUUAAUCCGCAUUUAUUACAACCACCAAAACUGGCAUUUCCACAAAGAGCAGUGGAAGAUAGACUAUCUAGGUUUCUGUUGAGCCUCUGAUACCAAGAUAUUGGCCAGUUUGCACUUCAGGCAUCCUAUUGCCCUCAUUCGAUGCUUAGACCUUCAAAUACUUCAUUUUAGAAGACGUUAACUGGAGCAAAGGGAAAAACGGAUUGACCCAUGGUAGCAAACCUGGACUGAUGGCUCCGCCUAAAGUCUACAAAGACCAAAAUUUAGCAAACCUACAGCUCUACAAUAUUUGCAAUUUAGUUGUAUUUAAUCCCAAAAUGUAACUGGCACUUAUGCUGCAGCCUAUUUCCAGUCUGAAUUAGCAAAAGUGAGACUAUUUAAGGGAGCGAGAAACUUUGGGAACUUUGGGGAAAAAAAUGGAUAACAAGACGCUUGAGUGGUGGAGAAGAAUUCCUGACGAGAGAAGACCUUCUAGUAUUACUGAAAACAUGUCCGUAGAUUUUAGAUGUGCUUCACAUCAAUAAAUAGAAGGAAAAAAAAAAAGAAAAACAAUAACCUGUAUAUUUUUGUGAUGUGUAUCAUACAAGUGUGCUCCAACAAUAAUGUCCAUUUGUGUAAAUGUAUUUAUUUCACAUUGUAUAUAUUGUUCAUUGCAAAAAGAGAGACCUAUGAUUCUGUAACUUAAACUAUUAUGGGUUAAAACAUUACAUGUGUUACUCCAAACUAUGCCUUUCAGGAUUAUUACUGUAGAGCAAUAUCAAUUAAAACCAGGCUUCCAGUUUUGAAA
This is a messenger RNA of Fundulus heteroclitus (mummichog), 7500 nucleotides long. It is a transcript of the gene esrrga, whose product is annotated as estrogen-related receptor gamma a. Gene Ontology annotation, cellular component: nucleus. Gene Ontology annotation, molecular function: steroid binding; zinc ion binding; nuclear steroid receptor activity. The record is from RefSeq and is a predicted model, not a curated record. Gene Ontology annotation, biological process: regulation of DNA-templated transcription. The transcript has 9 exons. NCBI's taxonomy places the organism in Eukaryota, Metazoa, Chordata, Actinopteri, Cyprinodontiformes, Fundulidae. The coding region runs from base 417 to 1937 and encodes 506 amino acids.